AUGAAAUCGUUUUCUAUAUUUUUUGCAACAUCCCUUUUCGGGCACGCUGCCCUUGCUACAAAGCUUUAUGCGGCAUCAUACGCUGGUUUUGUUACCUCAUUGAACUUUACCCAAUCCAAUGAGCUGUCUACCCUCUUCCAGACAACUGACUGCGGUAGCAGCCCGUCUUGGUUGAUGCUGGAUAGUCCCAAUAGUGUUUUGUACUGCCUCGACGAAGCAAUCGAUGCUCCCAAUGGCACUAUAAGCACCCUGAGAACUCAUCCAGAUGGGACACUCACCAAGCUUGCGCAACUGAAAACCCCCGCCGGCCCUGUCAUGUCUGCCAUGUACUCUGCACCUGGGGUCCAGGAGCGCAAGUUCUUUGUUGCGGCACACUACUCAGGAUCUUCCGUCACGACGUAUUCUGUGAACCCUGUCAAGGGACUUUUCCAGCAUGAACAAACCUUCACAUACCAGAUGGCCGCUCCCGGGCCGGUCGCUUCUCGACAAGAUUCCCCCCAUCCCCAUGGAGUAGUUGUCGACCCUACCGGACGGUUUGUCCUUGUACCCGACCUUGGAGCUGAUGUCGUACGCGUCUUUUAUGUCAAUCCAUCGACAGGUCUUCUUGAACCGAUCGAGCCACUAGCCAUGACUCCAGGGUCUGGACCCAGGCACGGCGUGUUUUGGACCCCCCGCGGAUCAAACAGCAGAUCUGAAGAUGUUUACUUUUAUCUGGUGCAAGAGCUGAGCAACGAUUUGAUUGGUUUCCGGGUCGCAUAUUCAGGAAACGGAAUUUCCUUCCGCAAAAUCUACGAGGGAAGUACCUAUGGCAAUGGAUCUUCUCCUGCUGGCUCUAAAGUCGCAGAAAUUGCAAUCUCGCCUGAAAACAAUCAUAUCGUCGUCUCCAACCGUCUUGACAACACAUUCGGCCCAAAGAAAGACUCCUUCGCCGUGUUCCGCUGCGCUGACGCUAGUGGAAAAAAGGCCGAGAAGGUUUCUUUCCUCGGGUUGUACCCAGCCUAUGGCUCCUCCCCUCGCCAGUUCAGCAUCGCAAGUACCCAGACUAUGGUUGCGGUGGCACUUGAAAGCAGCCAAAGUGUUGCCGUGGCUCGGUGGGACAAGCGUUCCGGGGCUCCCGGAACCCUUCUCGGAGAAAUGAAGCUGGAUGGAGACAUUCCGUCUGUUGUCUGGGAUCUCUAA
This is a messenger RNA of Penicillium samsonianum, 1179 nucleotides long. RefSeq names its product Cytochrome cd1-nitrite reductase-like C-terminal heme d1. Bases 1 to 1179 code for a protein of 392 amino acids. The record is from RefSeq and is a predicted model, not a curated record. Gene Ontology annotation, molecular function: 6-phosphogluconolactonase activity; protein binding. NCBI's taxonomy places the organism in Eukaryota, Fungi, Ascomycota, Eurotiomycetes, Eurotiales, Aspergillaceae. The transcript is spliced from 3 exons.